GAAUCUGAAAACAUGUAAUCUGAAACUAUAAAAAAUUAUUUUUUUAUUUUUUUUUAUUUUUUAUUUUUUUAUUUUUAUUUUUAUUUAUUUUUGUUUGUUUAUUUAAUUUUAAACUAAGGAUAUUAGUGAUAUUUUACCCUUUAAUGAAUGUCAUUUUUGUGACUUUCUCUUUCUAGUGCUAUUUUUGAGACAUAAACUUCAAAAGAUGUUAUUAUUGACAAUUGCCCCAUAAGUGUUAUAUCAAUAAAUUUAUGUCUUCUUUGUUAUUAUUUUCUUCAUUUUUUUGAAUAAAUAGUACAUCAUUCAUUAAAGUCUAAAGUUGAAACAUAUUUUUUCUUAUAAAUACAUAUUAAUUUUGUUGAAUGCAUAGAAUCACAACUUUUGUGGUUUAUUAAUUUUUUUUGUUUAAAAGUAUAUGAAAAGUUCAAACAAUCUUUUUUAUAUAUUUUUAUAAAUAUUAUUAAAAAAAUUGUUUAACCGGAUCAACCGGUGUCAUGUAACGAGUUAGUGCUGGAUUUUUAGAUUUUUUAUUGGAUUUAUCAGUUUUUUUUUUAUUAACGGGGUUUUACGAAAACUCUAAACCAGAUUAUUUAUGGAUUAUCCCGUUUACCGAUUCAAGUGCGUAUUCGGAUUGGGUACGAAAACAUUGGAGAAAGCAUAAGAGCAAAAUUGGAACUGUCUUUGUAUCUCACAUUCUCACAUUUAGUAAGAGUAUAUCUGAUUAUUUUUUGCUUGUUACGAGCAUUUGAAAAUUUUGUCCAUAAUAUCGACAUUCAGCCGUUAAAAUAACAAUUGAAGAUGUUUGAAUAUAACAAAGAAGAUGAGACAAAGCUAAGCUAAGUAUGAGAGACGACGACACAACCAAAUGUGUUUUCAUGUUCAAAUCACAAACUUUUGAAUCGGCGGAGCUUUUCUUGCCGACCUAGUUUUGUUCAAGAACGAACUUCUCCGCUGUAAUGAUUCUGGGAGUUUAUAUGGCAAAUAUUUCAUCACUAAUAGCGUCCAUAGCCUCUUGCGUCUCGAUUUUCCAAUGCCGUGCGCUUCACUGUAAGGUAGUGAAGACUAUGAGUUACCGCCACGGGUUCAUUGGAGACCAGCUUGUCGGAUGUUACUUGAGACUGGGUCAUGAAGUUUGCGCAGAGAAGCUGUUCGAUGAAAUGCCUGAGAGAGAUUUAGUCUCUUGGAACUCUUUGAUAUCUGGGUAUUCAGGGAGAGGUCAUCUGGGUAAAUGUUUGAAGGGUUUUUCUAAGAUGAUGAGAUCUGAUGUGGGUUUAGGGUUUAGACCUAAUGAAGUUACGUUUUUGUCGAUUAUCUCGGCUUGUGUUCAUGGAAAGAGUAGAGAAGAAGGACGUUGCGUUCACGGGCUUGUGAUGAAAUAUGGUGUGCUUGAGGAGGUGAAAGUUGUGAAUGCUCUUAUCAACUGGUAUGGAAAGGCUGGAGAUUUGAGUUCAUCUUGUAAAUUGUUUGAGGAAUUGAGUGUGAAGAAUGUGGUUUCGUGGAAUACAAUGAUUGUGGUUUACUUGCAAAACGGUUUAGCUGAAGAAGGUCUUGGUUGCUUCAACGUGAGCAGAAGGGUUGGGAAUAAGGCUGAUCAAGCUGCUUUUCUUGCUGUUCUCCGUGUCUGUGAAGAUAUUGGGGCAGUGAAAGUAGCGCAAGGGAUUCACGGGAUGAUCUUGUGUUGUGGAUUUAAUGCAAACAUGUGUAUAACGACGGCGUUAUUAGACUUGUAUGCAAAACUAGGGAGGUUGGAGGAUUCGUCUAAAGUGUUUCUUGAGAUUACUUCUCCAGAUAGUAUGGCGUGGACUGCAAUGCUUGCUGCUUAUGCCACUCAUGGUUAUGGAAGAGACGCUAUCAAGCACUUUGAGCUCAUGGUUGAUCACUAUGGUAUUAGUCCUGAUCAUGUGACCUUCACCCACUUGCUGAGUGCUUGUAGUCACUCGGGUCUUGUCGAAGAAGGGAAGCAUUAUUUCGAAACAAUGCUGGAAAGAUACAGAGUUGAGCCGAGGUUAGAUCACUACUCAUGUAUGGUUGAUCUGAUGGGUCGAUCCGGGUUUCUUCAGGAAGCUUAUGGAUUGAUCAAAGAGAUGCCAAUGGAGCCGAGUUCUGGUGUUUGGGGAGCUUUGCUUGGUGCUUGUAGGGUUUAUGGAGAUACCAAACUCGGUAAAGAAGCUGCAGAGAGAUUGUUUGAGUUAGAGCCUUGUGAUGGUAGAAACUACAUAAUGCUAGCAAAUAUCUACUCAGCUUCUGGUCAAUGGAAAGAUGCUUCAAGAGUAAGGAAUCUGAUGAAACAGAAAGGUCUUGUAAGAGCUUCAGGGUGUAGCUACAUUGAACAUGGUAAUAAGAUUCAUAAGUUUGUUGUUGGAGAUUGGUCUCACCCUGAAUCAGAGAAGAUACAGAAGAAGCUCAAAGAGAUUAGAAAGAAGAUGAAGAAUGAAUUAGGAUAUAAAUCAAGAACAGAGUUUGUGUUACAUGAUGUUGAUGAAGAUGUGAAAGAGGAAAUGAUUAAUCAACAUAGCGAGAAGAUUGCAAUGGCGUUUGGGCUUCUGGUGAUUAGUCCAAUGGAGCCAAUAAUCAUAAGGAAAAAUCUUAGAAUAUGUGGAGAUUGUCAUGAAACAGCAAAAGCAAUAUCUUUGAUGGAGGAAAGGAGACUCAUUAUUAGAGAUUCAAAGAGGUUUCAUCAUUUCUCAGAAGGCUCUUGUUCUUGCAGAGAUUACUGGUAGUAUCUCAAUUCACACCCUCUUGAAUGGUUAGUUAUACUAUUUUAACUGUAUAUGAAGAGCAUACACAGAGAAAAAAAUUAAGUGUGUCAAUCAAAUAUUGCAUAACAUAGUAACAAUGAACCAUUCUGAGCUUUUGACGCGAAGAAAUUAUUGAACAUUCAAGUAUGCCACUUGCGAUCUUGCAUGAGAUUACACAGACGCUAAAUUUCAUGAUUUUGACUUGAAACAAAAAAGAACUUAAUCAUUGUAGUGAAAAGUCCAGGAAAAGUAAAAG
Molecule: messenger RNA, 2994 nt
Organism: Brassica rapa (field mustard)
Lineage: Eukaryota; Viridiplantae; Streptophyta; Magnoliopsida; Brassicales; Brassicaceae
Product: pentatricopeptide repeat-containing protein At5g40410, mitochondrial
Biological process (GO): RNA modification
Molecular function (GO): RNA binding; zinc ion binding; protein binding
Source: RefSeq, a predicted model, not a curated record